CCCUCCUAAGUUCACGACACUUAGUAGACAUAUAUAUAGCAGCAAUACUAAUCUAGCAGCCGAUCUAGAUUCGAUAACGCAAAAGAACAGCAGUUUCAUACUUUCCCUAUUGGCCAAAUUACCGUACUCUCAUCCAAAUACCCACGUCGACCACGUUUUCCAGAAUGGCGUCUUCUGAACCAACCUCUCGGGCUCUAUCUGUUAGCUCCACUCUUUCGUCAGCAAUUGCUUCCCUUGAGAACGACCAAAACUUGCGCAAGCAAAUCAAAGAGUCCGUUGAACCUAUCGAGGACCUUGCACGAUCAGCUUGGAGUGAGAUUAACAAGAUCCACUCUGCUCCUGCUUCCCAGCACCCUGAUAUCUGCAACAGCUCAUUGGAAGUGAUUAAAAAGAUUGCCCCCUUGUGGGUCGGUGUAGCUGAACUCAUUCCGCAAGGAGAGUUUUACCGGUACCUUUAUGCAGUAGGCCCCAUUAUGAGGAGCCUCACGACCAGCAUUGUGUUUGCUCGAUUUAUGCUCCAUGACGAGUUGACACCUGCUUUCACAGUGUCUAGUUUGAUUGGACUGGAACAAGAAGAGACCAAGGACCUUGUGCUUUCCGCUGAAGAUUAUCUUCAAGGUGUGAUCGGUGCUGUUAACGAGCUUCCGAGGUUGUCAAUUAACGCUGUCACCUCGCAAAACUUUGAAUUGCCCGUCAAGAUUGCUGCCUUUGUCAACGACAUCUUUGCCAGCUACUCUCUUUUGAACCUACGAAACGAUGCUCUGCGAAGGCGAUUCGAUUCGCUCAAAUAUGACCUUAAGAGGUGCGAGGACGUUGUUUACGACUUGACCUUGAGAGGUCUUGCUCCUGCGCCCAAGGCGUAAGUCAUGCUGUAGAUACUUCAGAUCGCUUUACAGGGAAAAACGGACAUAAAUCAAAAUGUAAUAUACAUAUGCAUCGCA
Messenger RNA from Cryptococcus deneoformans JEC21, 941 nucleotides. RefSeq lists its product as hypothetical. Gene Ontology annotation, cellular component: nucleus; cytoplasm. The transcript has 7 exons. The record is from RefSeq and is a predicted model, not a curated record. Gene Ontology annotation, biological process: RNA metabolic process. Lineage: Eukaryota; Fungi; Basidiomycota; Tremellomycetes; Tremellales; Cryptococcaceae. Gene Ontology annotation, molecular function: single-stranded DNA binding; RNA binding; sequence-specific DNA binding. Bases 165 to 863 code for a protein of 232 amino acids.